GCUGCCCGGGGUGUGUGGGGCAGACCCCAGGACUGGCCCGGCCCGGGCUGCUGCUCCCCAACCCCCGCCGUUGCAGUUACCGCUUGGGCAGCUGCCCGGUGCCUUCUGCAGCUCCGGUCGUCCUGCCGGACGAACAGUAUACCCUCUUCCCGAGCUGCCCCCCGGUGCUGUGGAGAAGGAAGGCGGUGGUGGCGGCCCCGGGAGGGCUGCCCGGCUGUCGCUUACCCGGGCUCCGAGAGCGGCGUCUCCUCUCCCCGCUGGUCUCUGAGCAGCGCCGUCUUUGAUUCUUCAGGAGGCUCAUCUCAAAGUAUAGCUUAAAAAAGCUUUGCAAAUAGUGGAAGAAAAUGUCACAUAAAAGCUCUAAGGUAAUCAAGAAAGUAAAUGUUUCUAGCUCCUUGGAAUCUGAGGAUAUCAGCUUGGAAACCACAGUACCAACUGAUGAUGUUUCUUCCUCUGAAGAGAGAGAAGGUACUGUAAAAAUCACUAAGCAGCUGAUUGAACGGAAGGAAUUGCUCCAUAAUCUUCAGCUGCUUAAAAUAGAAUUAUCACAAAAAAACUUGAUGAUUGACAACUUGAAAGUUGAAUAUUUGACCAAGAUUGAGGAGCUAGAGGAGAAGCUUAAUGAUGCAAUCCAUCAAAAGCAGCUGUUGUCUUUACGACUGGAUAGUCAGUUGGCAUUACAGCAAGAAGAUGCCAGGAAACAUCAGGCUCUAAUGAAGCAAGAAAUGGAAACUAUUUUAUUGAGACAGAAGCAACUGGAGGAAACAAAUUAUCAGUUGAGAGAGAGGGCUGGAGAUAUACGUCGUAGCUUGCGAGACUUGGAAUUAACAGAUGAAUGCUAUGAGAAGCUGAAGUCUCUUCCUGAAGAUCAGCUUUCUAUCCCUGAAUAUGUUUCAGUCCGAUUCUAUGAAGUAGUCCAUUCCUUAAGAAGAGAGCUAAGUGAUCUACUGAUGAAAAAGGAGAGUCUGACAGAAGAACUAAGUGGGUACAGAUCCCAGCUGAAGUGUCUGACAGAGAGCUAUGAAGACGAAAGGAGGAGUCGGUCAGAGCUUGAGGUCAGAUGCCAACGUUUAACACUGGAACUAGCUGAUACCAAGCAGUUGAUUCAGCAAGGUGAUUAUCGACAACAGAAUUAUGAUAAAGUAAAAUGUGAACGUGAUGUAUUUGAGCAUGAAUUGUCAGAACUCAGAAGAAACCAUGAAGUACUGGAGAUGUCAUACAAAACACAAACUAAAGAAAGAAAUGACUUAGCAAAAGAGCUGGCAACCAUACAACAAUCCCUCAACUUGCUGCAAAAAGAUAAAGAUUAUCUUAAUCGCCAGAACAUGGAGCUUAGCGUUCGCUGUGCACAUGAAGAAGAUCGUCUUGAAAGACUACAGAUUCAGCUAGAGGAUGCCAAAAAAGCUAGGGAAGAAAUGUAUGAAAAAUAUGUCACAUCCAGAGACCACUAUAAAGCAGAAUAUGAAAAGAGACUGCAUGAAGAGUUGGAACAAAUAAGGUUGAAAACAAAUCAAGAAAUUGAGCAACUAAGAAGCACCUCAAAGGAGAUGUAUGAACGUGAAAACAGAAAUUUGAGAGAAGCACGAGAUAAUGCUGUUGCCGAAAAAGAGAGAGCAGUUACUGCUGAAAAGGAAUCUUUAAGAAAAUACGAUCAACUCUUAGAACAAUGCAGAGAAAUAAGAGUGGCUUUGGUGGACAUCUGGGAUCCAGCCAGGGGCAAUCCACCACACUGUACUCAAAAUGUAAUGUAUGGUUGGUAUAGACAAAUGCAGCUUGGCACAGAAAGCAAAGUAGCUGAACUUCUUCACCAAAGUAAGUUAAAGUCCUUUGAAACUGAACAUGUUCAACUCAUGCAACAAGAAACAGCUAAGAAUCUUUCACAGUGCCAAAUGGAAUGUGAGAAAUACCAGAGAAAGCUGGAGGUGCUUACAAAGGAAUUUUAUAGUCUUCAGUCUUCUAGUGAAACCCGCAUUAUUGAGCUUCAAACACAAAAUUCUGAGUUUCAAGCAAGACUAGAUACUUACGAAAAACUUGAAAAAGAGCUUGAUGAGAUAAUACUACAGACAGCAGAAAUGGAAGAUGAAGUUGAAGCUGAAAGGGUUCUCUUCUCAUAUGGAUAUGGUGCUAACAUUCCUACAACAGCCAAAAGACGACUAAAGCAAAGUGUUCACUUGGCAAGAAGAUUACUGCAGCUAGAAAAGCAAAACUCGUUGCUUGUGAAAGAUCUGGAACAUCAGAAGGAACAAGUAACACAGAUUUCACAAGAGCUUGACAGAGCAAAUUCUUUGUUGAACCAAGCACAACAGCCAUACAAAUACCUCAUUGAAACUGUGCAACAGAGAGAUUCUCAAAUAAGUCUACAGAAAGAACAUAUUACACAGCUUGAAAAAGAUUUCAGUCUUUUAAAUAAAGAAAAGACAGCUUUGCUGCGUGUCAAGAAUCAAAUGGCAGCAGAUUUGGAGAGACUUCUAAAUGACCGUGAGGAACUAGCCACAAUGAAGCAAUUAAUUUUUACUCUACAUGGUAAACACUGUGAACAAAAUCUACCUCAGUCUCAUAUUGAUGUAAAAAGUGCAACUGGAAGACAAUCAAUCCCUUUGGUAAAACUGCUGCAAGAACAUGAAGAAGAAAAUAUAUUUACGCCUAAGCCAACAUUAUUUACAAAUAAAGAGGUACCUGUGUGGUACAAGAAACUGAAGAAGAAGACAUCGGCAUAGCAUUUUUCAAAAAUUAUUCAAAAUAAUCCUUUGGGGAGCUUUUCUUUAAAGAAAGUUAUUUUCACAAUAGUGAUGCUCAUUUUACUGUAAAAGCAAACAACUCGUUUGGUUUAACUGUUUCUUUUUUUGACUUAUGCUUCAAAUAAUCUUAUGCUUCAUAAAAUAAUUUCUAGAUCUCUCAUGUGAAUAAAAUGUGAAAAUGAUACAUGCAAUAAUUUUGUUAACAUUUAUUUGAAUUUUAAAAGAUAAAUAAACACUAGUGUGUUCUACAAGUUAUAAUCUCGGCAGUUAGAGGAUGUGUUAUUCAGAGUGUUCCAAUUAAUGCAAAUUUCAGCCUUUUUAUAUUGUUUUUCCUGGACCCUGUGUUUCAUGCCACAUUCCUUGCAACUAUUCUGGCUAAUGGAAAUUUUCAAAGUAUACAUGCAUUAGUACUGUACUUUCUAUGAAGGAAAUUCAUGUCAGCUGGAAACAAAAUUUCUUACUGGCCUUGACUUGUAGUUCAUCACUUGAUGUCAUUUGUAUAACCAGACAUUUAAAAUAUUUUAAAGAAGCAAUAAAAUG
Messenger RNA from Vidua macroura (Pin-tailed whydah), 3278 nucleotides. It is a transcript of the gene PIBF1, whose product is annotated as progesterone immunomodulatory binding factor 1. Gene Ontology annotation, cellular component: centriolar satellite. The transcript is spliced from 19 exons. Gene Ontology annotation, biological process: cilium assembly. The record is from RefSeq and is a predicted model, not a curated record. Lineage: Eukaryota; Metazoa; Chordata; Aves; Passeriformes; Viduidae. The coding region runs from base 345 to 2717 and encodes 790 amino acids.